AUGAAUUUCUAUACUCUUUUACCUUCUAAGCUCGAUAUCAAUGCGGACAACAUAACGGAAAAAUUUUGCCAGUUCUGUUUAUGCUGCAAUCCCUGGUAUGCAGGAGCCGAUACAAGACAACUAGCAACCGCAUUCAACUCUAUUCCAAAAUCCGAGGGCCAAAAGUUUGAUAUCUGGGUCUUGUUUCUGUUAAUUCGGCAAUACCAUCAGAAAGUGAUCAGCUCCUGGUCUAAACUGGUUGGUUUCUUGGGUGUUGAAAGAAAGGAUGAGCAAUCCACUCAAAAAAUUCAGCAGUAUGUUGUUCGUUUGAAGCGAUGGAUGAAUCAAAUGCAUGUGGACGCCUUCUUUGAUUAUCUUCUGAGCCGACCCAAUGCAUAUUAUUUAGAAAUUCCGGAAAGCCAACCUCAAUUACGAUGUAAUGUUAAUAUAAAUGAUGACUUGGUUAUUAAAGCGUUGCGUGUUGGUGUGGUUUCUCACCAUAGCAAUUCGAUCAAUGUACUGCACGCUUCAGGUUCUCCGUCCCACUGGAUGCCUUCGGCGGAUCACAAUUUAGAAACCGAUGGCCAAAGCCUGGGAUUCGUUCAUGAUGAUACUGACAAUUGCCCGACUCCUCAUUCGCUUUUAAUGCCUACCUCACAAAACAUGGCGGUGGAUCCCGUCGAACAUAAUCGAAACCAUCCUUCAAAUAUUCCCAGUUCGUCACUUCAGCAAAGUACGAAUGUAUUUGAUUCAUCAAAUGAAGCAGCACAACUGCCAAGGGCGACAACUCAUUCCAGCAGACAUGAAAACUCUUUCCGCGAUUCAGAAUCAGUAUCCGUUGCCGACUCAAUAGACCCCACCAACAGUUGGCAGCAAUGGCCAGACGAGUUGCGAAACGUUGCUUCUCCAAAAGAAAGCGACACCCUAAGUGACUCUUGGUCUCGGUCUGCAAAUGUUGAUGCUGAUAAUCUUGAGCAAGAAAGAGGGCUUCCACGAAAACGAGGGCGUCCUCCAGGCGCUAGGAACAAAUUAAAACAAUUGCAAUCCGAAGUAUCAAUUCCAGUAAACAUAGAUACCAACUGGUACGAACGGUUUGACAAAUUAAUGCAUGCUCAAAAUACUAUGCUACGGGCUGCAUUCUCACACGCAGCUCAUUUACCAACGGAAAAGGUUAAUUACUUACUCAAUAGCUAUACAGAUGAAAUUUCUACUUACAUACCCACAUGUGUUCCAUCCUCAAGGGUUAACAGCAUGAGGAACAUUUCUCAUACUAUGCUAGCUCUCGUUUCCUCACAGCUUGAAAUUAUUGAAGCUAAUAAUGAUAGACUUAUAUGGUCUGUUCACCAGGGACCCCUUAGUGCGACCGUAUGCCAUACUUUCAACGCCGAAAAAGCUCCAAAUUUACAAGCCUUGGUAGAGCCUACUAUCUUAAAAGAUGCUGCCACUCAAAGGACAAACUCUGCUGUAAAUACAUUAGGAUCCCUGGAUUCGGUAUCAACAUUGAAGCUGGAAAUCGCAAAAUUGAAUGCCGAGUUACGCCAAAAAAACAAUGAAAUCGAAAACCUGAAACGGAAAGUUAUGAAUGCUAUUUUUAAUUAG
This is a messenger RNA of Schizosaccharomyces osmophilus, 1578 nucleotides long. RefSeq names its product may bind replication origins Abp2 (gene abp2). Gene Ontology annotation, molecular function: DNA replication origin binding. Bases 1 to 1578 code for a protein of 525 amino acids. Lineage: Eukaryota; Fungi; Ascomycota; Schizosaccharomycetes; Schizosaccharomycetales; Schizosaccharomycetaceae. The transcript has a single exon. The record is from RefSeq and is a predicted model, not a curated record.